Pantherophis guttatus is the source of this 2204-nucleotide messenger RNA. It is a transcript of the gene C1QTNF4, whose product is annotated as C1q and TNF related 4. Lineage: Eukaryota; Metazoa; Chordata; Lepidosauria; Squamata; Colubridae. Gene Ontology annotation, molecular function: protein binding. The record is from RefSeq and is a predicted model, not a curated record.
CAGGAAUAAUGGACCUAUGCAAUCGAGAAGGGGAGAUUCAGCUGGUGCAGCCUCCCAUCUCCGGCUAGAGAGAGCUGCACCUGUUGGCCUUCUGCACAGAAAACCCAUCUGCCGCAGGGGAGAGAAGGCAGAGCCAUCAAGCGGGCUCCCCGCACCAUCGGAAGGCGCCGAUUAACAUCUCCAAGAAGUGUAACGUGUAGCCACGUCCGUUCUAGCAGGCGCGCUCCCCGCCCGAUCCACCUCCGUUCCUUCUCCGGCGGGCAGGCUCCACCUUCGGUCUCCGAUCUUGCACCGGAGCCACUGCGCUCCUUACGCCCAUUCUCGCCCGCCCUUUCAUAGCGACGGCGCCUCAAAGCACUGGCAGUGCGGGAGAGGCGGCAGCGACAGCAGCGGCGGCAGCAGCUCUCCAGCCGGCUCCCUCCAGUCUCUGUAGCGCGUGAAAACGACGCCUCGGGCAGCAGAUAUGAUGACCCAGUGGAAAGAUCAAAUUUUAUUUGGCCUUCUCUUCCAUUUGGCCUUCUGCUUUGUAUAUGGCUUCCCUGCUGAUUCCGGGACUGAAUUCCGAUCUGCCUUCUCUGUCGCUAGGACCAGCAGCAUGGAAGGAAGCACCGAGAUGGUGAUCACCUUUGAUAAGGUCUAUGUAAACAUAGGGGAUGACUUUGACCCCAAAGCUGGACUAUUUCGAUGUCGUAUCCCUGGAGCCUACUAUUUCUCCUUCACUGUCGGAAAGUACCCCAAGAAAAAUUUAUCAGUCAUGCUAAUGAGAAACAAGAAUGAAGUGCAGGCAAUUGUAUAUGAUGAACAUCACCGUAAAGAGCGAAAAGUGGCCAGCCAAAGUGCCAUGUUACAAUUGGACUACGGUGAUACUGUGUGGCUACGUUUACAUGGGGAUCCAAAGUAUGCCCUGUAUAGCAAUGUGGGCCCCUAUACAACUUUCAAUGGGUACCUCAUUUAUCCAGACACCUCUAGCUACUUUCAAAAUAGAGUAGGCUCUCCAGAACUAGGAAAAGAACCAUCUCAGCCUCCCUCUCAUGUUCUUCAGCAGCUUUCCAUCAACCAAAACCAAGUCUCAGAAAGACUCCUGCUUUCUGAUGAGCCAGCUAGACCACAGGAUCCUCGCUCUGCCUUUUCAGCUGCUCGUUCCGAAAGCCUCCUAGGAUCGGAUGAAAAGCAAACCCAGCAUGAGCCCAUCACAUUUGACACAGAGUUUGUGAACAUUGGGAAUGACUUCAAUUUUUCAACCGGCAUCUUUACAUGUCGUGUUCCAGGCGCCUACUAUUUUUCAUUCACCAUUGGUAAAAUGCCUUUCAAAACAAUGUCAGUAAAGCUGAUGAAGAACCACAAUGAAGUUCAGGCCAUGAUCUAUGAUGAUAACCACUCCAAAAGGCGGGAGAUGCAGAGCCAGAGCAUUAUGUUUCCUCUGCAAGCUGGUGACAUUGUCUGGCUCUACAGUCACCAGCAUGAUGGCUAUGGUGCUUACAGCAAUCAUGGCAAAUACAUAACCUUCACCGGCUUCCUUGUCUAUCCAGAGACUAAGACAAAAUUCUCUUCAGAUUCCAACAUUUCUCCAGGGUCAAAUCUCUAAAUGUGCAUAUACAACAUAAGCAUAAGAGUAUUCCAGAUGCAGCAGACUCUUGUGCAGAUCCUGGACAAAUACCAUUCUUCAUGUGAGAAGAUACAAGCAUGCUAUUACAUGUCCAGUGUAUUCCUUAUGGACACCUUCCUUGUGUUUUCUGCCUGCAGAGCCAUUGUUGUUUCUCUCAUUCAUCCCUAGAAUGACAUCCACAAGUUGGUGUGUUUUGUUCAUUAUUACUGUUAGACAUAAGACUAAAGCAUGAGUCAAUUUGGGGAGUAAAGGAAUAGGGGGAGAUAAAUGAGAUAUGCAAAUUAGGACAUUUGAAAAAUGCUGAAAAGGGUUAUAUGGUCAAAGGCUCCCUCUGCAGAACGUUUGAGAAUUGAUAACAUUCUGUUCAACUGUUGGCAAACAUCACAAGAGAGGGAUAGAUAUAAUGGGACACCAAAUAAAGCCUGAAACUAAAAGGAUUGUGUGUAUUUGUACAUUUGAUGUCGCAAUAUUCAAGCCUUUCCAUUCAUGAAAAAGGAUCCCAAGCUUUAAAUGUGUAGUAUGUUUGUAGUGUAUCUCCAAUAAUUGAAGAAUCAUUUGAUGUUUGAUAAAUUAAAAAGUACUGGAUAUUUUAAACAAA